Molecule: messenger RNA, 2612 nt
Organism: Acanthaster planci (crown-of-thorns starfish)
Lineage: Eukaryota; Metazoa; Echinodermata; Asteroidea; Valvatida; Acanthasteridae
Product: cytochrome P450 2J4-like
Biological process (GO): xenobiotic metabolic process
Cellular component (GO): intracellular membrane-bounded organelle; cytoplasm
Molecular function (GO): iron ion binding; steroid hydroxylase activity; heme binding
Source: RefSeq, a predicted model, not a curated record
UCGGCUUGUUUUGUUUGUGACAGUGCUUCACGUUAGUGUGAAAAAUUCGGGCCAAAAGAGCUCUUUUUACUGGUCCGUUUUUCGUUGAUAGACUGAAUGAAGCCUAGGAAAGAUAGAUUCCAGCUGGCUUUAACCCUAACACAGCUUAACCCUAGCAGAGGCCAAGCCUAAUGGAGGCUAACCCUAACAGAGGCCAGCCCUAACGAUGGGGGGGGGUGCUCCGGUUCAAUCUUUGAUGGUCAAGUACAGAUCGGACACACCAAGCCGUGGAUAUGCACAGAACUGAGGACUCACAAUGGAGGUUUUUUCCGCAUGGAAGCUUCUCGACGCACGGACGCUUGUGCUCGGGAUCGUGGUGUUUCUUGUCGUGUUUCGAUACCUCCGUCGACCACGAAACCGGCCGCCUGGUCCCUGGGGUUUGCCUAUUCUUGGCAACCUCCAACUGCUGAUGCCAGGGGACACGUUCUUCAGGCGGAUUUCUAAACUUACAGGAAAAUAUGGCAAAGUUGUGAGCAUCGAUAUGGGCGGGAUACCAAUUGUCAUCCUACAUGGACACGACACGGUCAAGGAAGCCUUCUCGCGGUAUCAGCUCAGUGACCGCCCGCAUCUUUACAUAACUGAGACUAUUGUUGCUGGUGUUGGCUUUUUGGCUUCAAGUGGUGAGCAGUGGACCGAGAUUCGUCGUUUUUCCGUUACCGCUCUCCGGGGGCUUGGUGUUGGCAAGUCGCGGUUUGAAGAGAACAUCUCCACCGAAGCAGAAAUUCUAGUUGAAGAACUCAAGAAAUUUAAUGGCAAGGCAUUCGACCCAAAGCAUCUUAUUGGCAAUGCUGUAUCCAACAUCAUCUGUUCAGUCGUGUUUGGCAAAAGGUUCCAGUACACUGAUCCAGCUUUCAAGCGUCUUCUGAAAGUCUUGAAUGAUCUUGUUAUCCAGUCGCAAGGAGGGGGCAUGCUCGAAAACGCACCCGUAUUUGCAAAACUGAAAAUGCUUCCGGUUGUGCGAAAGUAUGUGAUUGCCACGGAGAACUUCUUCAAUUACAUUAACAUACUCUUGAAAGAACACAGUAAGGGACAAAGCUCUGAUCCUCCUCAAGAUUUCAUCGACAUGUUCCAGGAUGAACAGAAGGUGAAGGAACGCCAGGGGGUCAAGUCCCUGGCCUUACUUCCCGAGAACUUGAAGCACAUCGUGGGUGACCUGUUUGGUGCUGGGACUGAAACCACUGCCACUACUCUUCGCUGGGGGAUGCUGUACAUGAUGGCACACCCAGAAAUACAGAGACGAGUCCAGAAGGAGUUGGAUGACAUCACAAAUCGUAAUCGUCUACCAAGAAUUUCUGAUAAGCCCGAGCUGCCAUACACUGAAGCCGUGCUGUGUGAGAUUCAGCGCAUGGGAACCAUCGUGCCGUUGGCUCUGCCACAUAUGAGCGCCGAAGAUACUACUAUUGCAGGUUACAACAUCCCCAAAGGUACGAUUGUGAUGUCUAACAUCUGGCAUAACCACUUUGACCCUACGGUUUGGGAAGAGCCUGGGAAGUUUCGUCCCGAGCGGUUCCUUGAUAAAGAUGGCAAGUUUCGGUCCCGUGAGGAACUCAUACCGUUUGGAAUCGGUCGACGCGUCUGUUUGGGUGAGCACCUUGCCAAGAUGGAGCUCUUCAUCUUCUUCACACACCUCCUGCAUCACUUCACCCUCAAGAAACCUGACCAUGUUCCUACCGUGUCCUUUGAAGGAGAAGAGGGUCAGGUUUGGUCACCGGCAAGCUUCGAGAUCUGCGCGAUUUUCAGAGAGUAAAACAGCCCAAUAGAAUAUUUAAUCAUAUUUUGGUUGAGUCUACCUUCUAGAACAUGCUCUUGCCUGUAAGAAUGGGGCCAUCCAUCUAACAAGUAAUUUUAAUGCCGGUGUUUGGUUUAGCUUUUGCUCGAGUCGUUAUAUCGAUACUGAAAUACUUAUAUUGCAAUAGUAAUGCUUGGCUGUGUUGCAUUAAACGCUGUAUGUGUGUACCAUGUAUGCCAGAUCAUUGUGCUCGGUUCAAUCACACGAACCUUAUAAUAUAAGUGAAGCUUUUUAAAAGGAAAGCCCAAAGGGUAGGUCGUAAAGACUUGAACCUGGCUUCUCUAUAUUUUGCAGCAGCUGCUUUAAAUGAAGUCAUUUUAAAGCUUCAACAUGAACAUGAAGAACAAGGAACACAUGUACGCUAUAGGACACAAUUUCGUUUCGUUACGAAAACGGUCGAUGAGUUGUGUUUUAGAGAGUUAGUUCUAGAAUCUUAAAAUUACUCUGUAAAAUCCUAUAGUGAUGACCUUAGGAAAUCUAUAUAUUUUAGAGCUCUGCAAUGGAGAUUCGGGUCAAAUUUCUCCCUUUCCAUCGCGCACUGUGCGCUAAAAACCGUUUUGCGCGUCGGUUGUUAUGGUGCUUCCUUUUGCACCGACGUUCGUUCGUUUGAUACCCGUGUAGAGUCACGUACAUCAACUGACAGUGAUUUCAAGAUACACUGACACUAUACUGCGUUGUAAGAGGCAUAGUUAAUGCCUUUUUUUCGAGGAAUUGCCACAUUGAAACAAGAAAACUGUCGUACCGUAACAUUUCAAAAUAAAGUGCUUUACAACCCUGGUGUCAA